CUGCUCGCUCCGCUCCGCUCCAGCCGCCGCACCCGGAGAGGCUGCUGGGUGGAGAUCGGGGCGCGGCAGAGCCUGGGGGUGCGCGCCUAGCGGGCUGGAGAUGGGGCGGCUCCCCGCGCUGGGGGCGGCCCCCUGAGACUUUAAACCUCACUUAUGAAUGAGAAUCAUCCAGAAGAGAAGACUAAGGACUCAGACUGGCUGUGCAGUAAGCCAUGCACAUGGAGGUAGCAAGGUGCUCUUUCUGGUGGUUCAAGCUCUUAGCCACAAAGCCCUGGUCACUUAUGCUUAUUAUCUUUUCUAUGCAACUUGUAUAUGGGAGCGGAAAGAAGUUCACUCCUUGUGGAGGGAGAAAUUGCUCUGUCUGCCAGUGCUUUCCUGAAAAGGGGUCGCGGGGUCACCCGGGACCACCAGGGCCACAGGGGCCUAUUGGACCGCUGGGACCGCCAGGACCCGCUGGGAUUCCAGGAGAGAAAGGGAUGAGAGGGGUCGGCGGCCCUCCCGGAGCAGCAGGGGAUAAAGGAGAUAAGGGUCCCACUGGCGUUCCUGGAUUUCCAGGUUUGGAUGGCAUACCUGGGCACCCAGGGCCUCCUGGAUUCAGAGGCAAACCUGGCAUGAAUGGCUACAAUGGCUCAAGAGGUGAUCCAGGGUUUCCAGGAGAAAGAGGAGCUCCUGGCCCAGAAGGACCCCCAGGCUUUCCUGGGGAAAAAGGAGAAAAAGGAAAUUCAGUGUUCAUUUCAGGUAGCAUUAAAGGUAGUCAGGGUGACCCAGGGAACCCAGGACCUCCCGGCUUACCAGGAUUAAGGGGUGCUACAGGACCAGCAGGCCCAAUGGGAGUCGCAGGAGAGCCGGGGUUACCGGGACCUCGAGGACAUCCUGGGAGUCCGGGUGUGAAGGGCAAUCCUGGCAUGGGAGUCAAGGGGCAGAUGGGAGACCCGGGUGAGGUUGGCCAGCAAGGUUUUCCUGGACCAACCCUACUGGUACAGCCACCUGAUUCUUGUCUCUAUAAAGGAGAAAAGGGUGUAAAAGGAAUACCUGGGAUGAUUGGACCUCCAGGACCUCCAGGACCCAAGGGAGAACCUGGUUUGGGGGAAAAAGGAGAAAAGGGCAUCCCUGGCUUCCCAGGCCCUCGGGGUGUCCCUGGCUCCCAUGGAUCUCCAGGCUUUCCAGGAUUAAAGGGCAAACAAGGACUGUUUGGAACACCUGGGUCAUUUGGAUUUCCUGGUCCAAAGGGGGAUCCCGGAGACCGCGGGUACCCAGGACCGCCAGGGGUAUUGACGACUCCACCUCUUCCACUCAAAGGUCCUCCUGGGGACCCAGGACUCCCUGGCCGCUAUGGAGAAAAGGGGGCUGUUGGGUUCCCCGGUCUCCCCGGCCCCUCGGGUCGACCAGGGGAAACCUGUCCAGGCAUGAUGGGACUCCCUGGGCCACCAGGCUUACCUGGGCAUCCGGGAGUUCCAGGGGCAGCUGGCCCUCCUGCGAGACCUGAUUCCGCCCCAGGAAAACCAGGGGACCCGGGACCCCCCGGGCUGCCGGGAGCACCAGGACGUCAGGGACCUCCGGGAUCGGAUGUUAUAUAUUGUAGUGUUGGACACCCUGGACCACAAGGACCAAAAGGCAAAAUGGGUCCUCCAGGAAGAAGAGGCUCAAAAGGAGAAAAAGGAAAUGAAGGGCUCUGCGCCUGCAAGCCUGGUCCCAUAGGCUCGCCAGGCCCUCCAGGACUUCCUGGGAGGCAGGGGAGUAAGGGAGACCUGGGGCUCCCUGGGUGGCCUGGAGGAAGAGGUCACCCAGGCCUCCCUGGUGCUGAAGGAUCUCCAGGGCCACCAGGAAAACCUGGUGCCCCAGGACCACCUGGCAACAAAGGAGAAAAGGGAGACAUGGCUGUAUCAAGAGUUAAAGGGCGCAAAGGAGAAAGAGGUCCCGAUGGGCCCCCAGGAUUUCCCGGGCAGCAGGGACAAGAUGGUUGGGAUGGACAUGAUGGAGCAAAAGGGGAUCCAGGACCUCCAGGGGAUCAUGAAGACGCAGGCCGAGGUGAUGAAGGAGCUCCUGGACUGCCAGGCCCCCCUGGCAGAGAAGGACCUAGGGGGCCUCCAGGACUGGGAUUUCCUGGUCCACCGGGACAAAGGGGGCAACCAGGAGACCCAGGCUGCCCAGGCGAGAGGGGCCCUGAUGGUGUGAAGGGUCCGAAAGGUGAUACAAUUGCUUGUAACGUCAGCUACCCUGGGAGACCAGGCCCUCCGGGUUUUGAUGGACCUCCAGGUCCAAAAGGAUUUCCAGGUCCUCGGGGUGCUCCUGGGCCUAGGUGUUUUGUUGGGCAAAAAGGUCGGCCUGGCAGACCCGGAAUAUCGAAAAUACCUGGUCCACCUGGUCUCCGUGGUGACCCAGGUGAUCCAGGUAUUGAGGGUGAGAGGGGUGUCUCUCCCGUCGGGCCCCCAGGCUCUCCUGGUCCACCUGGAGCAAGUGGUCAGAAAGGAGUCCCCGGAGACCCUGCGUAUGGCCCCCCAGGGCCCCCAGGAAAGAGGGGGCUCACGGGAAUGCCAGGGUUAAAAGGCCUCCGGGGCGACCCAGGACAUCCGGGGCCUGCAGGGUCAGCUGGCAUGCCCGGAUUCCCGGGUCUCAAAGGCCCAAAAGGCAGAGAGGGAAGUCCUGGGUUUCCAGGUGUCCCUGGUCCACCUGGCCAUUCCUGUGAAAGAGGCGCCCCCGGAUCACCAGGGCAACCAGGACUCCCCGGGGCUCCUGGCAGUCCAGGUGCCCCAGGUUGGAAAGGACAGCGAGGAGAUAUGGGACCUCCUGGACCAGCUGGGAUGAAGGGCCUCCCAGGAGACCCCGGAAGGCCAGGGAAAGAUGGACCGCUAGGACCGCCAGGAAUUCCAGGCCCCUUUGGGGAUGAUGGGCUACCUGGUCUUCCAGGCCCCAAGGGACCUCAGGGGCUGCCUGGCAAGCCUGGUUUUCCAGGAGAGAGAGGGAAGCCUGGCCCCAAGGGACACCCUGGCAGAAAGGGAGAAGUCGGAGAGAAGGGCUGGCCUGGCGCCCUGGGAGACCAGGGAGCGAGUGGUGCCAAAGGAGAGAGAGGACCCCCAGGAGAUGAAGGAGAAAUGGCUAUAAUUACCAAGAAAGGGAAACCCGGGGAUCCUGGACCUCCUGGAGAUGAUGGAGCCCCAGGAGAAGAAGGUGAUCAAGGCCAUCCUGGGAUGCCGGGGAGAAGAGGGGAGCCAGGAAGACCCGGGCCACCGGGGCUUCACAGAGGAGAGCCUGGUAGAGAUGGGCAGCCAGGGCCUCCUGGAGCCCCAGGCCCUCCGGGCUCCCCUGGGCUCAGAGGGAUCAUUGGUUUUCCGGGAUUUCCAGGUGAUCAGGGUGAUCCGGGUUAUCCAGGGACCCCUGGACUUCCAGGAAUUGAUGGAACGAGAGGACCUAAAGGAAACAAAGGGGAUCCUGCAAAUCAGUUUGGCCCACCCGGUCCAAAGGGUGAGCCAGGCAGCCCUGGAUGUCCAGGGCCUUCGGGAGCUCCCGGAGAGAAAGGCUUGACUGGUGUUCAAGGGCCCAGAGGACCACCAGGAAGACCAGGACCGCCCGGCCUCCCCGGACCAUCAGGGUGUCCAGGUGAUAAAGGGAUGCCUGGGCCAGUGGGACAUCCAGGAGAAACAGGGGAUCCGGGACCAAGAGGCCUCAUGGGGUAUCCAGGGAUACCAGGUCUUCCAGGAAUAAAAGGUCCCUCCGGGUUACCUGGCCUGAACGGCUUGCAUGGUUUAAAGGGUCAGAAAGGAACCAAAGGAGCUUCAGGUUUGAAUGAAAUGGGCCCACCUGGCCCGAUGGGAAUGCCUGGGCUAAAAGGAGAGAGAGGUGACCCCGGGAACCCAGGAACUUCUCCUCCAGGCCUUUGUGGAGAAAAAGGUCCCCCAGGCCCUCCAGGGAGACCUGGACCACCUGGUCCUGCAGGUGCCACAGGAGGACCUCCUAAGGGUUAUUUGCCUGACCCUGGUCAGCCUGGAGAUCAAGGACCUCCUGGCCCCAAUGGCCCAAGAGGACCCCCCGGGCCUCCAGGGCCCCCUGGGAGCAUUGACCUUCUGCACGGGGAUCCAGGAGACUGUGGUCUGCCAGGCCCUCCUGGUCCCUGCGGCCCGCCCGGCCCUCCAGGACCCAAAGGCCUCCCAGGAUGUGAUGGGAAUGAUGGCCAGAAAGGACCAAUGGGGUUCCCGGGGCCACAGGGGCCACAUGGACUGCCAGGGUCACCUGGAGAGAAGGGUGUACCUGGCCCUCCGGGUAGACAAGGGCCCCCUGGGCCUGCAGGUGACAGAGGCGAACCGGGGCCACCUGCAGAUUUGGAUGCCUGCCCCCGAAUCCCGGGGCUUCCUGGGGUACCAGGCCCAAGAGGACCAGAAGGAGCCAUGGGGCCCCCCGGAAAGAGAGGCCCUCCGGGAGCAGGGUGCAAAGGAGAGCCUGGGCUGGAUGGCAGGAGGGGCGAGGAUGGCAUCCCAGGGCCACCUGGGCCUCCGGGACACAGAGGGGACCCGGGAGAAGCCGGCUGCCCUGGAGCACCAGGCCCUCCUGGGCCCAUUGGGGAUCCUGGGCCCAAAGGGGUCGGCCCUGGAUACCUCAGUGGCUUCCUCCUGGUCCUCCAUAGUCAGACGGAUGGAGAGCCUACCUGCCCCAAGGGCAUGCCCAGGCUCUGGACAGGCUACAGUCUGCUCUACGUGGAAGGACAGGAGAGAGCACACAAUCAGGACCUCGGUCUGGCGGGGUCUUGCCUCCCGGUGUUUAGCACACUGCCCUUCGCCUACUGCAACAUCCACCAAGUGUGCCACUACGGCCGGAGGAACGACAAGUCCUACUGGCUGGCCAGCGCCGCGCCCCUGCCCAUGAUGCCACUGUCGGAGGAGGACAUCCGCCCCUACAUCAGCCGCUGUGCUGUGUGCGAGGCCCCGGCGCAGGCGGUGGCGCUGCACAGCCAGGACCAGUCCGUGCCCCCGUGCCCGCGGGCCUGGCGGAGCCUCUGGAUCGGGUACUCCUUCCUCAUGCACACAGGUGCUGGGGACCAAGGAGGAGGGCAGGCCCUCAUGUCACCCGGCAGCUGCCUGGAAGAUUUCCGAGCAGCUCCCUUCCUCGAAUGCCAAGGCCGGCAGGGGACUUGCCACUUCUUUGCAAAUGAGUACAGCUUCUGGCUGACGGCGGUCAAGCCCCACUUGCAGUUUUCCACGGCACCAUCGCCGGAAACCUUAAAGGAGAGCCAGGCCCAGCGCCAGAGAAUCAGCAGGUGUCAGGUCUGCAUGAAGGUCAGCUAGAGAAGCCAGGACUCCCCCACGUGCCACCGAGAGACACUCCCCAGGGGCUCGGUGGUCCCGGGCCGUGCUGAGAUUUAACGGUGCUCAUUUCCGACUCCCGUGAUAGCAGUUCAUCCUGUUUGAUUGCGUUUAUUCCCACAGUACUGUACUUCUCUGUUCUGGACAGGUUAAGCAAAUGCUACGUGUAUGGACAAGGUUGGACCCACCAAUCUAGAUGAAAUCCAGAUCUCCUUAUUUUAUUGGGGAGGAUAGAAGAGCUGGCUUUAUAAUAAUAAUAAAAAAUGCACAGGAAGGCAAAUAGAUGAUAAAGGGCAGAUUACAAGCUACAUUACUGAAAACUCCAUUCAUUGCUCAACAGCACAUCAGACAAUUAAAGUCAGUUACUCUGGAAUAUGGGGCGGCUCCUGGGUGGAUUUCACAGGAAAAAAAUAAAUAGGCCAACAGAUGAAACUGGAAAGGAGAGAUUUCCAACGUUUCAAAAUGAUUUCCUCCGUAGUCUAUUUUUUCCCAUGUACUUUAAAUAAUGGCAAAACCAUGACCCGACGAGAUUUAAAAACAAAAAUCCACACAGCCAGAAUGAACAGCUCAUUUCAAAGCAGGCUGAGGAGCUGUGCCAGAAAGGACCACGCGGCCGUAUUCCGGAGAUGUGGCAUUAGCAUAAACACAUUGCAGAUGAACGUAAAACAUUAUGCUCUCCGCUGCAUCUGUCAGAGGAUGGCGGUGCCUACUCUGGCAAUCCGUUUGAAAAGCAGCAAUUAUGGAAAAAAUAUAUUCAAUGAGGGAUUAAGAGCCUAAAAGCUGUUAAUGAAUAUUAAGACAGUGAUUCACAAAAAUUGACUUCCCAUGGCAGCGAACUUCCAAACAGGCAGCCUUUCCCCAGUCGGGGUCCAGCUUGUCUUCAGUGCGUGCGUACUAAUGGGACGGAGGCCACCUGGGACUUCCCCAGGCAGCUUGCGGCUCAUACAAAGCAUCCCGCUCAGGCCCCCAGCGGCCCCUGCAGAGCUGGCUCGUAGCCCACAGUGGACACUCUGCUUCCUACACAUAAUAGCAUCUCACACCGGGGAGUGAAAGAGCUAUCAUUACGCCCUUCCAAGAAAAUGAAGGGCCGACUUCAUUAAACUUAGGUAAGAAGAUUCCUUUAAGUCACAAUCACCCCACCAGGAAGAAGAAAGAACAGCGUUAUCUUUCGGUGCAACAAAGACAAUUUACAAUGUGA
Pipistrellus kuhlii (Kuhl's pipistrelle) is the source of this 6492-nucleotide messenger RNA. It is a transcript of the gene COL4A4, whose product is annotated as collagen type IV alpha 4 chain. Gene Ontology annotation, molecular function: extracellular matrix structural constituent. Bases 213 to 5276 code for a protein of 1687 amino acids. NCBI's taxonomy places the organism in Eukaryota, Metazoa, Chordata, Mammalia, Chiroptera, Vespertilionidae. The transcript is spliced from 48 exons. Gene Ontology annotation, cellular component: collagen trimer. The record is from RefSeq and is a predicted model, not a curated record.